AUGCUUUCCGUUGGAGCGCUCAUCUGGAUCUCGUUUCGACCGUUGUUACGAUUGAUCAUUUGUGCAGGCGCUGGUUAUGCCAUAACCAAAGCCGACAUCUUUCCUCUGGUUGCAGCGCGAGGCGCCAGUCAGGUUAUUUUGUACAUCGCCAUUCCAUGUCUUCUCUUUUCGAAGAUUGUACCUUCAUUCAAUGCGGAUAAUAUCCGCGCAUUUGGACCCCUGGUUCUUGUGGCAUCUCUGUACGAGAUCAUGGGGAUCGCUUCUGCUUGGAUUAUCAAGCAAUUCUUCUGGGUUCCCCAUCGGUUUCGGAAUGGGAUACUGGUAGCCGGAGGUUGGGGAAACGUUGGCGACAUACCGACGUCGGUCAUUAUGAGCGUCACGGCGGCUGCUCCCUUCAAUGCCGCCACGGACCAGGAUCUUUCUGUGGCCUACAUUUCUGUGUUCAUCCUGGUCUUCACCGUUUCGCUCUUCCCGAUGGGAGGACACCGGUGGAUAGCGAAAGACUAUGAAGGACCGGAAGUAGAGCAUGAAGAAGUACAGGAUGAACUUAGGGCGAAGCGCACCGUGCUCCUGUCGUGGUCGCGUCGAUGCCGCUCAAAACCUCACGACGAGGAGAAGUGGGAAGAACGCGAUUCGAGCUCGAGUUCCCCUGCUGCCGUUACAGGAAGCGAAGCUAACUUGAAUUCACCUCCCACACUUCAGCUUCGCCGAUCGACGAUUCAGGACUCCGUCGCCGAGAAGCCACCUCGGAUAGGAGACGAUUCCUCUCCUCCCAGCGAUUUGGGCUUCAUUUCGCGACAGGAUACUAUCGACAAUACCGUCAUCGCCAACACCGCUACUCCAAAAGACGAUUCUGAUCCUCAGGCUCUCAACUGUAACGUUCACGAACCCGCUUCCCCGAAGCCACCAGGGAAGCUAAAACUCAUUCUCGCCCAAGUUCGAGAUUUCGUCCGAGGACUAUUAUCCCCACCUUCGAUUGCUAUCUGCGUCGCACUCCCCAUCUCCCUCGUCCCAAAACUCAAGGCGCUGUUCGUCCCGGUAGCGGGGGUGGACAUGCCUUCCGCGCCUGAUGGGCUCCCUCCUCUCGCUUUCGUCAUGGACGCGACUAUCUUCAUUGGCGCGGCUUCCGUACCACUUGGUUUGAUCUGUCUGGGCUCUGCUCUAGCGAGGCUGAACGUUCCGAGGAAUCAGUGGAAGGCGCUGCCUUUGGGCGCAAUCUCGUCGCUGGCUGUGGCGAAGCUGCUUAUCAUGCCGAUCCUUGGAGUUCUCAUUGUCCAAGGACUGAUUCUGCUCGUGCUUGCCUACAGCAACUACGCAGGUACUAUCCACCUUUCCGUCUCGGUUUAUCUCACCCAAGUGUACAGCGGCACUGGGAGCGCAGAACACCUGUCAGCAUUCUUGAUUCCCCAAUACAUCCUCAUGUUCUUUUCCAUGACUGCACUUACUGCUUACACCAUACAGCUCCUAUUCUAG
Messenger RNA from Coprinopsis cinerea okayama7#130, 1473 nucleotides. Its product is annotated as membrane protein. The transcript is spliced from 6 exons. The coding region runs from base 1 to 1473 and encodes 490 amino acids. Gene Ontology annotation, biological process: transmembrane transport. Gene Ontology annotation, cellular component: membrane. The record is from RefSeq and is a predicted model, not a curated record. Lineage: Eukaryota; Fungi; Basidiomycota; Agaricomycetes; Agaricales; Psathyrellaceae.